Caenorhabditis sp. 36 PRJEB53466 is the source of this 1005-nucleotide messenger RNA. Lineage: Eukaryota; Metazoa; Nematoda; Chromadorea; Rhabditida; Rhabditidae. The record is from the annotation of a GenBank genome assembly.
AUGGAUUCGUCAGCCUUGUGGCGGACGUCCACAAUCAUCGGAAGUAUCGUCUCCACAUUCGCCGUGCUCACAGUCAUCAUUGGGCUUCCACUUUUGCACAAUCAUGUUCAGAAGGUCACCACUUUUAUGUUGACUGAAGUCGAAUUGUGUAAGGUGAGCGGUGGCCACGAACUCGAAGAAAAAAAAACAAGCGUAAAAACUGAUCGUUUUCAGACCGAAUCCCAAGAUAUCUGGAAGCAAAUGAAGUUCACCCGUCUCGCUCCGAACCGUACGAAACGUCAAAGUCCAUAUGGAAACUACGGAGCGUCUCCGGCCGGAUCGUGCUGUGCUUGUACCCAAGGAGCCCCUGGACCACGAGGAGUGCCGGGAGACGACGGAGAGCCAGGAAGGGACGGAUUCCCGGGGAGAGACGGAGACAACGGAGUGAGCGGAAAGUACCUGCCGGCGCCGCCUCCGGGCACCAAUGCUUGCCAGAAGUGCCCGCCGGGAGCGCCUGGACCUCCAGGACUCCCGGGACUAAAGGGACCACGUGGACCAGCUGGAUUCGAGGGUAAACCUGGAAGAAUGGGAGAGGACAAUCGGCCAGGACCACCUGGACCGCCGGGAGUUCGUGGUGAGCCAGGAGCGCCGGGAGACAAGGGUCCGACUGGGGACAGAGGAAAAGUGCUGAAUGGAGCCCCGCCAGGACCGACUGGACCGCCUGGAAAGGUUGGACCACGUGGAUUGCCCGGAGGAAAGGGACACGACGGAAAACCCGGAUUGGGCGGACAGCCGGGAGUACGUGGAGCCGUCGGAACCAGAGGAGACGCCGGAAAUCCAGGACUGCCGGGACCGCAAGGACCGACAGGAGAGCCCGGAAACCCAGGAACUUGCCACCAUUGCCAGACCGCGGCACCGGGUCCAACGAAUGCUCCGGCUUCUGCUCCACAGCCAACACAGCAGUACACGCGUCCAGCCGAAGAAUCUUAUCCAUCCCCAGCUAAUCAGUACUUGUGGAUCCACUAA